Molecule: messenger RNA, 5069 nt
Organism: Ziziphus jujuba (common jujube)
Lineage: Eukaryota; Viridiplantae; Streptophyta; Magnoliopsida; Rosales; Rhamnaceae
Product: helicase-like transcription factor CHR28
Exons: 12
Coding region: 405-4571 (1388 amino acids)
Molecular function (GO): ATP binding; metal ion binding; ATP-dependent chromatin remodeler activity
Source: RefSeq, a predicted model, not a curated record
UUAAAUUUCCAAACCCUAUUUAAACCUGCGCCACCGCACCUUUCACGAUCCGCGACUUUGUCCUCCUCUUUCCGAAUUAGAAGAACAAGAAAAUUAAAAAGAAAACAAAAAAGAUAAAAAAAAAAAAGCAGCAAAAAGUCGCAUCGCGAACCUUCUCAGAAACCCCCCAAUCUCUUCCUUUUCUCCGGAGACCAGGACCUUUCUCUAUCUAAAACUCUUUGUCUCUCUUGAUUUGGAUUUCGAUUGGUGGUUUUCUCAGAGAAAUGCAACUGGACUUGUUCGGAUCCAAGUCGCUGAUUCUGAACUGGAAGCGUCGGAGUGGUUGUCUUCGUUAGGGUUUUUUAUUUCUAUUUUGUUUUGUUUUGUGAAGAUUUGCUUGGGUUAGGGUUCCUGAAGGUUUUGAUAUGUUGAUUGCGGAAGAUGGCUCCGAUUUGUGGCCUGUUGACAGCUCCAAAUUCUCUGAGCUGGAUUGGUCCGCUGAUGAAUUCACUGAAGACUUGUCUAUGGACAUGGACGCACUCAUGAACAUUCUUGACGAACCUAAAGAGGAUUCUGAUGGUUUGCCGCCUUGUCCAGGGGACUUGUUACCAAAAUACGAAUCUCACGGUGUGGGAAACCAUGAAAAUACUCAGAUUCAUGCUGCUUAUUUAGGAAAACCUCAAGUGUCACGGCCACCUUCAAUAGGGGUUGGUAUAGUUAGUCCUGGCACAGUGCAAACUUCAUACAACUCAGAGGCUUCUGAUUCUGGCACAGCGGUUUCAGGCAGUUCCUUUAAUUCCUCGGUGAACCAUAACAUUAUGUUUGACUGUAACAAGCAGGAACACUCUGUACACACCGACUCUUAUGUUAAUGAUUGCUCAGCGAGUCCUAAAGAUUGGAUUUCACUGCGGCCAGGCAAUGGUACUUGCUUCAAUGAGAGGGCUGCAGUGUUGGUACCCACAUGUAGUACAUCAUCUAGUUUUGCUGAAGGAGAUACAAACAAUGUUUCAGACCUUGGAGAUAAUUUUGAUGUCAAUAUACUGCAGGGAGAAACUGAACUUCAGUUGAGGCAUGGGGUUGAUGUUGUUCCCAAAUAUCUUUCAGAAUACAGUGGUACUGAGAACAUGGAUGUGGAUUAUGGUAAGCAUCACGCUUUGAAAGGAAAUACCAUAGAAAGUGUGGGACUGCCUGAAAACAACCUGUGUACAUCUCUGGAGAUGACCUUCAUGGGUGCUGAUUUUUCUUCAGGAAACGUACCUUCUGCAGAGUCAACAAUCUGUCAAGGUACUGAUAUUAGGAGUGAAUAUUCAGAUAUGCAAUAUGGACUGAGCUUGGAUGAUGCAGUUUUGGCUAAGUCUCAUUUGUUUCCGAUUAUUGAAGAAACUAUGACUAACAUAAAGGAUGAAAUAGGGGAGUUUCCAACUGAGAGUGAAUGCUCGAGUAAUAGAAUGAAAGACCAAGGGGCGAGAAACGGAACAGAGAUGUCAAUGAUUGAUUACCCUCAUGCAAAGGGAUGGAACUAUGGAUAUGAAGGGAAUAAUUAUACAUCAUCAAUUGGAUUUUCUUCAUUCGAUUCCAAUGGCUAUUCCAUGGAUCGAAAGGGGUUGACAGUGCCAUUGACUUGUUCUCAAUCACAUAUGUCAAGUGAAAGAAAAUCCAUUUUUUUGAAGGAUGAAGAACAAGAUGAGAUGUUUGGACAUGGCCGCAUUAUGGAGCAUUCUUACUCUGUGGAUGAUACAUUUUUUGACCAAGUUAAGUCAUCAUUUUCUGGUGUUUCUUAUUUGUCUGGGCAGAAGACUGGGUGCUUUACGGAUGAGAAAGAUGACAUAAUUGUUGCAUCUAACAAGGCUUAUCAUUCUCGAGAUAAUAUUAAUGGAAGUGUGGCAUCCACCAUUGAUAAUGGGCAUUUUAAUUUAAAUGCAGAAGUGUAUUUUCCCUGUCCUCAGCCGCUUGAUUCAAAUGAGAAUCAACCUAAAUGUUUGGGCUCUCAUCUUUCAAAAGUCAGUCCAGAAUCAACUCAUAGUAAUUUCUCAGAGAAAUCCUUUGUAGAGGAUGAUUCUGAUGUUUGUAUAAUUGAACAUAUGAGUCAUCCUGCUCCCUCAAAUAGGUUGCCACCAUUAAAAAAUAACCUUGUUACAUCACAACAUUGUACACUUGGUGACAAUUACAUGGGAUUUGGGGGGAUGAGGCUUAAGGCAAGAGAUGAAAGUUUGAUUUUACGUCAAGCAUUGCAGGAUCUUUCACAGCCAAAAUCAGAAGCUAGUCCACCAGAUGGAGUUCUUACAGUACCUCUCUUACGCCAUCAGAAAAUUGCUCUAUCAUGGAUGGUUCAGAAGGAGACAGCUAAUGUGCACUGCGCUGGUGGAAUUCUUGCAGAUGACCAGGGAUUGGGAAAAACAAUAUCAACAAUUGCACUUAUACUUAAGGAAAGGCCUCCAUCGUUUAGACCUUGUCAAGACAUAAAAUGUGAGAUGGAAACCCUGAAUUUGGAUGAGGAUGAAGAUGAAGAUGUGCUUCCUAAGAUUAGUGGAAUGAAGCAAGAAUCAGAUACCCGUCAGGUUAUGCCAAAUGGAACACCAAUGAAGAGCAUGAAUUCUUUGCCAAGUGGAAGACCAGCUGCAGGGACCCUUGUUGUUUGUCCUACCAGUGUUUUGCGACAAUGGGCUGAGGAGUUGCAUAAUAAGGUGAGCAGCAUAGCUAACCUCUCUGUGCUAGUCUACCAUGGCAGCAACCGUACAAGGGAUCCGUGUGAGUUGGCAAAGUAUGAUGUUGUCCUUACAACAUACUCUAUUGUCAGCAUGGAAGUACCAAAGCAACCUCUUGUUGAUGACGAUGAUGAGGACAAAGGUGAACCAGAGUAUCAUACAUAUCCAACUAUGGGACUCUCCUCCAGUAAGAAAAGGAAAUAUCCUCCCAGUUCUGAUAAAAAAAGUUCAAAGGAAAAAAAAGGAUUGAACGGUGCAGUGCUUGAGUCUGUUGCUCGUCCGCUUGCAAAGGUUGGGUGGUUUAGGGUUGUCUUGGAUGAGGCCCAGAGCAUCAAGAAUCACAGAACACAAGUAGCUAGAGCCUGUUGGGGUCUUCGUGCUAAACGUAGGUGGUGCUUGUCGGGGACUCCUAUCCAGAAUGCAAUUGAUGAUCUUUAUAGCUACUUCAGAUUUCUCAAAUAUGAACCUUAUGCUAUAUAUAAGUCCUUCUGUUCCAGUAUUAAGGUCCCAAUUAAUAAGAAUCCAUCGAAAGGGUACAAGAAACUACAAGCUGUUUUGAAGACAAUAAUGUUACGUCGUACCAAAGGCACACUUCUUGAUGGGAGACCUAUUGUUACUUUACCACCAAAAUAUAUUGAGUUGAAGAAGGUGGACUUUUCACAGAAAGAACGCGAUUUCUAUUCCAGACUAGAGUCUGACUCGCGUGCUCAGUUUGAAGAAUAUGCAGCAGCUGGAACCGUUAAACAAAAUUAUGUCAACAUUUUGUUGAUGCUCUUGCGUCUUCGACAAGCUUGUGAUCACCCUCUUCUUGUCAAGAAUUUGGAUUCACAUUCAUCAUGGAGAUCGUCAAUUGAUGCGGCAAAGAAACUUUCUCGAGAUGAACAAAAACAUCUUCUGAAUUGCUUGGAAGCUUCUUUAGCAAUUUGUGGCAUCUGCAAUGACCCACCCGAAGAUGCUGUCGUUUCCAAAUGUGGGCAUGUAUUCUGCAAGCAGUGCAUUUGUGAACAUCUUACUGGUGAUGAUAACCAGUGUCCCAGUACAAAUUGCAAAAUUCGCCUCAAUGUGUCUUUAGUGUUUUCAAAAACCACAUUGAACAGUGCUUUAUGUGAUCAGCAGCCUAAACAGGAUGGUUCCCUAGAAUGUGGUGGCUCAGAAGUUGUCGAGACAGUAGAGUCUUCUUUUGAUGAUAUUUAUGAUUCAUCCAAGAUCAAGGCUGCCAUUGAGGUCCUACAGUCAUUAUGUAAACCACAGGAUUGUUUAUCAACAAAUAGUUCAAUUCAGAGCACUUUGGAUGGAAAGCCCAGCUGUGCUGAAAAUUCACUCGAAAGUCGUGGAGGAGAAUAUUCAAUAGAGGAUAUUCCUGAUAGACACAAUUUGGAUGUGGAAAAAAGUUCUAAUAAUUCAGUCAUGGUUGCUGGACAGAAAGCAAUAGUGUUUUCCCAGUGGACAAGAAUGCUGGACUUGCUUGAAGCUUGUCUUAAAAAUUCUUCUAUUCAGUACAGAAGACUCGAUGGAACGAUGUCAGUACUUGCCAGAGACAAAGCUGUGAAAGAUUUUAACACCCUCCCGGAGGUGUCUGUUAUAAUUAUGUCUUUGAAGGCAGCCAGUCUUGGCCUCAACAUGGUUGCAGCUUGUCAUGUCCUACUGUUGGACCUAUGGUGGAAUCCUACCACAGAAGACCAAGCAAUUGAUAGAGCACAUCGGAUUGGGCAGACUCGCCCUGUUACAGUUUUACGGUUAACUGUUAGAGAUACUGUUGAAGAUCGUAUUUUGGCUCUUCAGCAAAAAAAGAGAGAGAUGGUUGCAUCUGCUUUUGGGGAGGAUGAAACUGGUGGUCGUCAAACUCGUCUCACCGUAGAAGAUCUGAAGUACCUGUUCAUGAUGUGAUUAGAGAGCAUUAACAGGUUUGGCAGACAUAAUUUUGCUAACACAGGUAUUAUCGAUAGGUUUGUUUCUGACAGUGGCAACAGUGAUACUUGAUUAUCUGACAAUAGAUCUAAAAGGAGUAACAAGAGGCAUUACUGAUGAGAAGAUUAUGUUAAAUCUUUUAUAGAAUCGCAUGAUCCAUUUUUUUUUAAUUUUUUCUUACUGGUGCCUCGUAAUUUGUAUAGCAUGUUGAUAUCCGUUGUCUUAAAGCUAGCUAAGAGAUGAAAUUCAGUUGAUAUUUUUUGUUUUUCUAAAUGUAAAUGAUAGAAGGUAGUUUCCCAUUCUCCUUAUUUUGUUUCAUAGUUUGUUUAGCGAUACACAGAGGUUAGAAACUAGAUUGUAUUGGCAGAUUUGAAAUUUGAUUGUAUUGUUUCCUCGAUCUGGUCAUUUUAAUGAUUUAUUGUAUAAAAAUUUUACACUUAAUAUGGAAUGGCAAAGUAGUUCUAUGGUUACAUCCUA